Rotaria sp. Silwood2 is the source of this 222-nucleotide messenger RNA. The record is from the annotation of a GenBank genome assembly. Lineage: Eukaryota; Metazoa; Rotifera; Eurotatoria; Philodinida; Philodinidae.
AUGUCUUUACCAAGUGCAUUCUUAAAUCCAUGUCAAAUAAUUACUGAAGAUAAAGUUCGUAAUUUACUUUUACGAAAACAAUAUAUGACACUCACAGAAUUAAUUCAAUAUUUUUUACGUAAAACAUCAAAUUUACAAACAGAAGAAAUAAAAGAUGGUGUUGUUAAAAAAAUUAUCAACAAUUUUAAAACGCUUAAAUAUCGAAGAAAAACUUAUCAAUGA